UCGACCAUUGUUUCAGAUGUUCUAGAAGUGCGCCUGCUGUCAUAUUCGAUUUUUACAAUUUAUAACGAUUUAAUUUUUGUCGGUAAUUGUUGAAUGGUUUCUCGAUACCAAUUCAUUUCUGGCUAGAGUGAAAAAACAGUGGCUUGCAUUCUGAAUCUACAAAGAAGCGACCUUGAAAGCGAAAUAGAAUCUCCAUACUGCUGGAGAGGUAGAGGCAUCCCAGCGAACUGAUGGAGGAGAUGGAAUAUUUUGAGGAACAUUACAUCAAUAUGGAAAAUCCGAUAAAUCUGGAAAAAAAAACUAAAAAAAGGUGUAUUGACAUGGGAAAUCACGUGAUGGUAAUUACAGAAAUUCCUGAUCUGCCAGAAAGCGUAAUGACAAAGGAGUUUGAUCUCAGCAGCCUGCAUUUCAAGUCGCUUCAAGAGCUUGCUAUGAGGAAAUUGGCAGUACAGUUGUGCUGUCACCGCAAGAUGCUUGCGUAUGCUGGGCAAACAGAUUCAGCAGCGCGACGUCAAAAGGAACACGAAACAACCAUGUACGAUUUGUUGAAAGAUCUUCUAUCUGAAGCUAAGGUUCCACAAACGAUGAAACACGAGUUAUUCAGUUUAAUGAAAUCAGUUUCCAGAGAAAUAAUAAAAUGGUUGGAUCUCCAUGAAAAUUAUUUAGGUCCGUGUAACCUAAACGAAAUGGAGAAUUUGGAACACCUUUGUUGGACAGCAUUGGGGAGUAUAGAUUAUCCAGAUACAGCCGCAACACUCAUUCGCCUCGAAAAGCUGCACCUGACACAACGUUACAAGCUCGCUUGUCUGUACUGCUUAGAAGAGGACAUCAGAGAGCUUUGGCGAAAGAUGCCCGAAAAAAGCAAAAAGUCCUAUUAUGAUGCCGACCCUGCGAAUCUGAAGCAGCCAUAUUUGGUUAUUGUUUGGACUUUCAUCUUAAAAGGAAAAGAAAAAAAAUGUCUUAGAUACUUUGCAGAAAAAGGAAAAUUCCACCCCUCCAUUAAUCACUUUGGGUUCGAAAGUGCUGCAACCUGCGGUUACAGAACGGCUACUCAGUACUUUUAUGAAAAGUUAACGUUCGAAGAAAGAGAAAAAGUAUUGAUGAAAACCGCCAUGUCUGUAGCAAGCCGACGUUCAAAUGAUUAUUACUUUUACAUGGAGGAACGCCAACAAUUAGGUGACGUUUUGUUCUAUUUGAUGUCCGUGAUGCAGCCGUAUGAGCAGAAGAUAUUGCUUUCGCACCGCCCUUGUGAGAUCUUGAAGUGCGUGCUGGAUUGGCCCAGGCAAGAUGCCUUUAUCGAGUUUGCAAAAUCCGCGUAUCCUUCCCUUUCAUUACGCGCUUACAUCCGGGUGCUUUUCAAUCUAUCCCGAAGAAGUUCUUGGGGAUAUAAUCAUUCGAAAUUAUUUCAAGAAUUUUUCCUGCUCGAUCCCCUUGAUUUCAGUUUAUCGCUGAUAGUCUAUAACGACAUUUUGCGAGAUUUUAUUCGAAGUGACGACAUAGAAACUGUCAAAUUUCUUUUCAGGCAUCUGGACGAACAGAAAAAAGAUGAAGCUGUUUUGGGUUCCACAGGAAGUUUCAUUAACUACGAACUAAUCAAGGAGGGUAAGUGGGAUUUGUUGAAUCUUUUCAUUGAAGAGGUGAAGCUGUCCGAAUCAGGCAGACGGAGGAAUGUAAAAUUCUUCAGUGAAAGUCGUGGAUUACAUCAGGAGAAGGAAAAUAUCGAGAGUCUCCUAAAAGUCAACAAUUUCAUUGAUAUUUUCGAUCAAGAAAAUAUCCAGGAUAACACUGAUCUUGACAUUCCAAAAGAAGAAAUAAAAGAACCGAACUCUGCAAGAAAACGUUUAAUGCCUUUAAAAGCAGUAUACGAUAAGUGUAUUAAUUUUCUUUUCCGAUAAGUUCCAUGCAUACCUAUUUUGUAAAUUGUAAAUUGUAUCAUUGUUGUGUGACAUCGCAACGCAAAUUCUUUUCUUUUUAAUUUGGGGAUUUUUAAUACUGUCUUCAUGUGAAACCUAAAAUUUUAUUGUAUAAAUAUUUAAAUUUUACCAGAAAAUUUAAUUUGAAUUUAUCUCGAGGAAUCAAGUUCUUUUAGCAUUUUAAGUUCUUUCCAAGUGUUCUUGCAUAAUACAUUAUAAAAUGUGUGUCUACACAUUUGAUGUUUGUUGCAUGUUCAUUUACAGAUGUGUACUAAUCUUGGCAUGGAUUAUUUUGAAAUUGUUGAUGUUAAAACUGUCAGGGAAAUUUCAUGCUUUGUAAAAUUUUAUAACUUGCAAAUUGUAUCAUAGUUGUCUGACAUCGCAAAGCAUAUACAUUACUUCGUAAUGCGGUGAUGUUUUUAAAAACUAUUUUCGUUUUAAAACUAAUAUUUAUUUUAAAAGUAUUUUAUUUUGCCAAAAAAUAUAAUUUGCUUUUAUCUCGAGGAAUCAAGUUCUGUUUAUAUUUUAUUGGUUCUUUCCACUUGUUCUUGCUUAAUACAUUAUAAAAUGUGUGUCUACACAUUUGAUGCUUUGGUGCAUGUUAGUGUAUAGACGUGUACUAAUCUUGAUGUUGAUUACCUUGAAAUUGUUGAUGUUAAAAUUG
Argiope bruennichi is the source of this 2577-nucleotide messenger RNA. RefSeq lists its product as uncharacterized. Bases 231 to 1895 code for a protein of 554 amino acids. Lineage: Eukaryota; Metazoa; Arthropoda; Arachnida; Araneae; Araneidae. The record is from RefSeq and is a predicted model, not a curated record. The transcript has 2 exons.